Messenger RNA from Helobdella robusta, 393 nucleotides. RefSeq lists its product as hypothetical. Gene Ontology annotation, molecular function: transcription coactivator activity. Gene Ontology annotation, cellular component: DUBm complex; SAGA complex. NCBI's taxonomy places the organism in Eukaryota, Metazoa, Annelida, Clitellata, Rhynchobdellida, Glossiphoniidae. The record is from RefSeq and is a predicted model, not a curated record. Gene Ontology annotation, biological process: regulation of transcription by RNA polymerase II; positive regulation of DNA-templated transcription. The transcript has 4 exons. The annotation marks the transcript as partial.
GAAGUUGCAAUGGAGAUCAUUGAUGAAAUGGCUUUAGGUUUGUGCUUUGAAAUACACAGAUCUUGUAAAAGAGGCCUUUUAUUUCUUGAUGAAAUGGAUGCAGAGUCUCAGAAGCUUUAUGAAAUUGUCAAUAUUAGAGGAGUUGAUGUAUUUGGACAAACGUUUUCUGCUAAAAAGCAGUAUGACUGCAUUUGCCCUAACUGCCACAGAAAUCUGGCAGCCUCAAGAUUUGCUCCACAUCUUGAAAAAUGUAUGGGCAUGGGUGGAUGUGUUUCUAGAAUUUCUAGUAGAAGGUUCAGAACUAACCACAGUGUGAAAAAAGAAAGUGAAGUAGAGAGUGAUGACAAUAGUGCUGAUAAUGAUUGGACUUACCAAGGAGACAAAUCAAGUUAG